AUGUCUGAUCAACAUUCCGCCAUUCUCGAAGAAAUCAAUAAAAAGAUCGGCCAACUCCACGAAAAAUUUGAGGCUCUCGAGAAAAAGAUCGCCAAGGCCGAAGUACCCAAGCAACAAUUGCGCAUGGUCAUUAUGGGUCCUCCUGGUGCAGGUAAAGGAACUCAAGCACCUGCUAUCAAAGACAAGUUUUGUGUUUGUCAUUUGGCUACGGGUGAUAUGUUAAGAGCCGCCGUGGCUGCCAAGACACCUCUUGGUUUGAAAGCCAAGAAGAUUAUGGACGAAGGUGGUUUAGUUUCCGAUGAAAUUGUCGUUGGCAUGAUUAAAGAGAACUUGGAUAAUAAUGAAGAGUGUAAAAAUGGCUUCAUUUUAGAUGGUUUCCCUCGCACAGUUGUUCAAGCUGAAAAAUUGGAUGAGAUGCUCGAAGAAAAGAAGAAGCCUUUGAAUUCAGUCAUUGAACUGGUCAUUGAUGAUAAUUUGCUUGUUUCUCGUAUUACUGGCCGUUUGAUCCAUCCUGCUUCCGGCAGAACUUACCAUAAGGAAUUCAAUCCUCCCAAGGUUCCUAUGAAGGAUGAUGUUACCGGUGAACCUCUCAUUCAACGUAGCGAUGAUAAUGUCGAAUCAUUAAAGAAGCGUUUAGAUGCCUUUCACAAACAAACUGUUCCUGUUGUUGAUUACUACAAGAAGAAGAACCUUUGGUAUGGUGUGGAUGCAGCUCAAUCACCCAAGGCUGUUUGGGCAUCUCUUAAUGCUAUCUUUGACAAGACCCUUUAA
Mycotypha africana is the source of this 771-nucleotide messenger RNA. Its product is annotated as adenylate kinase-domain-containing protein. The transcript has 3 exons. Gene Ontology annotation, molecular function: AMP kinase activity; ATP binding. The record is from RefSeq and is a predicted model, not a curated record. Gene Ontology annotation, biological process: ADP biosynthetic process. NCBI's taxonomy places the organism in Eukaryota, Fungi, Mucoromycota, Mucoromycetes, Mucorales, Mycotyphaceae. The coding region runs from base 1 to 771 and encodes 256 amino acids. Gene Ontology annotation, cellular component: cytoplasm; mitochondrion.